Messenger RNA from Sphenostylis stenocarpa, 1383 nucleotides. NCBI's taxonomy places the organism in Eukaryota, Viridiplantae, Streptophyta, Magnoliopsida, Fabales, Fabaceae. The record is from the annotation of a GenBank genome assembly.
AUGCAUCAGAAGAAAUCAGAGGUUCAGAUCGGAAAAGAAAGCGUAGGCGUCUCUUCCGAUUUCAAUCCUUCGCCCCCUCUGCAAUACCAGAAACACCCUCACCACCGCCACCAAUUCUACCCGCAAAUCGAAAUCGACAUCUCCCCACCGCAACAGCGAAACGCGGCGCCGCAGCCAACCCCUCCGCCCUCCCUCUCCAAGCAGAAGCAUCUCCACCCGCACGCCCAGCCGCCUUUCUUCAAGUCCCACAACGCCGCCUUCUUCUCCGUAACGGUUGCUGCCAAGAGCGCUGCGUUCCGCGCGCUUCGGCGCGUGAGGAGGCAGCGCGCGUUGCUACUACUCGCCGUGCCGCUUCUCUACCUCUACUUCCUCGUCUCGCGUUCCUUCCUCCUCGACCUCCUCUCCGCGAUCGCCUUCUCCGCCGCGCUCGUGUUCUCGCUUAACCUUGCGUUCCCGCUGCCGCUCCGCUCGAUUCGGCUCAAGGCCCCGUCCGCGGUGGUCACACGCCCCGCGCCGCCGCUGCCGGUUUUCUGGACUAUCGGUUCUCGGCCCAAGUCGGAGAUGCGCGUGGCGUCGGGGUGCUGGGUGCAGGUGUUUGGAAACGGCGACGUUUAUGAGGGGGAGUUUCACCGAGGAAAGUGUUCCGGGAGCGGGGUGUAUUAUUAUAGCAGGAGUGGGAGGUACGAGGGGGAUUGGGUGGAUGGAAAAUACGAUGGCUAUGGGGUGGAGACUUGGGCGCGUGGGAGUCGCUACCGAGGGUGUUACCGGCAGGGCCUGAGACACGGGUAUGGCGUGUAUAGGUUUUACACCGGGGAUGUGUACGCCGGGGAGUGGUCUAAUGGACAGAGUCACGGGUGUGGGGUUCACACGUGCGAGGAUGGGAGUAGGUAUGUUGGAGAGUUCAAGUGGGGUGUCAAGCAUGGCCUUGGUCAUUACCAUUUCAGAAAUGGUGAUACAUACGCCGGCGAAUACUUUGCUGAUAAGAUGCAUGGUUUUGGGAUAUAUCGUUUUGCAAAUGGCCAUCGAUAUGAAGGAGCCUGGCAUGAAGGUAGAAGGCAAGGACUUGGAAUGUAUACAUUUAGAAAUGGUGAAAUUCAAUCUGGCCACUGGCAAAAUGGAUUCCUUGACAUUCCAAGUACACAAAACACCACUUAUCCAGUUUCUUCUGUUGGUGUAUCUCAUUCCAAAGUGUUCAAUGCUGUACAGGAAGCGAGACGAGCAGCAGAGAAAGCAUAUGAAGUGGCCAAGGUAGAUGAAGGGGUGAACAGAGCUGUAGCAGCUUCUAAUAGAGCGGCCAAUGCAGCUAGAGUAGCUGCUGUGAAAGCUGCACAAAAGCGGAUGCAUCAUGUUACCAAUGAAAGCUUCGCGAUUCCUGUAAUGUAA